Molecule: messenger RNA, 884 nt
Organism: Molossus molossus (Pallas's mastiff bat)
Lineage: Eukaryota; Metazoa; Chordata; Mammalia; Chiroptera; Molossidae
Gene: ANAPC10
Product: anaphase promoting complex subunit 10
Exons: 5
Coding region: 121-678 (185 amino acids)
Biological process (GO): anaphase-promoting complex-dependent catabolic process; protein K11-linked ubiquitination
Cellular component (GO): anaphase-promoting complex
Source: RefSeq, a predicted model, not a curated record
CUACGUCGUUGGGAAGCCUGGCGUUCCGGAGAAGCUCAGUGGGAGUGGCGCGGAGCUGCUACCGGGAGUCCUAAAACCCUGAGCUGCCGCAAACCCGGUCUGCAAGCUAAUAUUUAAAAAAUGACCACACCAAACAAGACACCUCCUGGUGCUGACCCUAAGCAGUUGGAAAGGACUGGAACAGUACGGGAAAUUGGAUCACAAGCUGUUUGGUCAUUGUCAUCUUGCAAACCAGGAUUUGGAGUGGAUCAAUUACGAGAUGACAAUCUAGAAACUUAUUGGCAAUCAGAUGGCUCCCAGCCUCAUUUAGUGAACAUUCAAUUCAGAAGAAAAACAACAGUGAAGACGUUAUGUAUUUAUGCGGACUACAAAUCUGAUGAAAGCUAUACUCCAAGCAAGAUCUCAGUCAGAGUAGGAAAUAAUUUCCACAACCUUCAAGAAAUUCGGCAACUUGAAUUGGUGGAACCAAGUGGCUGGAUUCAUGUACCCUUAACUGAUAAUCAUAAGAAGCCAACUCGAACAUUCAUGAUACAGAUUGCCGUUCUAGCCAAUCACCAAAAUGGAAGAGACACCCACAUGAGACAAAUUAAAAUAUAUACACCAGUAGAAGAGAGCUCCAUUGGUAAAUUUCCUAGAUGUACAACUAUUGACUUCAUGAUGUAUCGUUCAAUCAGGUGACCUGGAUAUAGAACAGAAGUCAUUAAACAUAUCUGUGUUUUCUCUGGUCAGUAAAUAUUAUAUCUGAUAUCUUUAUUGAAAAAUCCUGUUGUUUUACAGUUUUUUGUAUGCAUUGAAAACUAUUUUAUUAUAGUUUUAAAAAAUAAAUUUUGGGUCAUACCAGCUUUAUUUUCUUUAACAUAAUAACACUCACAUAUUUUAUAUUA